Trichomonas vaginalis G3 is the source of this 1239-nucleotide messenger RNA. Its product is annotated as positive regulation of cilium movement. Gene Ontology annotation, biological process: protein polyglutamylation; microtubule cytoskeleton organization. Bases 1 to 1239 code for a protein of 412 amino acids. The record is from RefSeq and is a predicted model, not a curated record. NCBI's taxonomy places the organism in Eukaryota, Parabasalia, Trichomonadida, Trichomonadidae. Gene Ontology annotation, molecular function: tubulin-glutamic acid ligase activity; tubulin binding. The transcript has a single exon. Gene Ontology annotation, cellular component: cilium.
AUGCUUAAUAUCUCAAUCAGCUUCAAUAACCGAAUUUUCAAAUCUGUCAAAGAAGCUAUGGAGGAAUUAGGCUGUCAGUUCAGAGAACAAAAUCAACACUCCGUUCUAGUAUGGACUGACUCCAUUCGAGAUGCAGAUUAUUUCUCAAACUUAAAUCCAUGGCAAGUAGUAAAUAGAAUACCAUGCGCGCACGUAUUAUGUAGAAAGGCAUCACUUACAAGAUGUAUUCAGCAAAUUGCUGAAUAUUUCCCACAAUUAUAUAAUUUUUAUCCAAAAUCUUACAUUCUCCCAUUCAAAAAUUCUGCAUUUUUGCGUGCUCUAAAACGUACAAAAUGCGCCUGGAUCAUUAAACCUGAUUCUGGUUCACUUGGACAAGGCAUUACAAUUUUAAAUCCAGGAAGUGAAUAUCCUCCUGAUGAAUCAUUAUCCGUAGCACAAGAAUACGUCGAUUCCUUCCUCCUAAAUAAUACAAAAUUCGAUUUAAGAAUUUAUGCUUUAGUUACAAGUGUAGAUCCACUUACAAUUUAUAUAUAUCGCGAUGGAUUAGCAAGAUUUUGCUCAGAAGCUACUGGCCAUCACUCUGUUUUCUCACAAAUUACAAAUGUUACCUUAAAUAAACAAAAUCCAGAACUUGACAAGUUUGAAGAGAUUUCUAGACUCAUUUCCGAUACGUUCCCGAGAUUAGAGAAAGAAUGUAACGCAGACAUAAAGAAAUUAUGGAGUGAAAUUGAUAAUAUUAUUGUUUUGUCAAUAAUGUCUGCCCAUAGGUAUCUGAAAACAGCAGUUCAAAGAGAUUGUGCUCCAUCAAUUAUUUCCAGGUGUUUCCAAAUUUUCGGUUUUGAUAUUUUGUUAGAUCGAGAAUUACAUCCUCAUGUUAUCGAAGUAAACUACAGACCAAACCUGGAAUACCAUCGCGGUCCAGAAAGAAGGAUGAAAGUCACAAUGAUUAGAGAUGCCAUCGCAAUUGCGGCUCCUCUUGAAUCUCUACAAGCCGCUGUAGAAGUAAGACCAUAUGGAUGGGAUGCAGCAUCUUGGAAGGCGUUUUUGUUAAAUAAUCCUACAAUUAUUAACCAAAUUGAACAAUCUCGUAAGAGAGCGAUUGAACUUUCAAAGUAUGAGCUUAUUUAUCCAUCAACUGGUGAUAAACAAAAGGUUUACCAGAGUGUUUUGAACAAAAUUGACCAGCUUAAGGCAGAUGUUCUUCCAGGAACAUUGAUUUCAACAGAAAAGGAUGAUUAG